AUGCAGGCUUACAACAGGGAACACCCGUACUAUUACAGCUAUCUACAAUGCUUCUGCCAGCCUACAGCCCUCAGCUAUCCGCCACAAAGCCAUCAGUACCAGCCGCACUUUCGACCCCACUUCGAAAGCCAGUUGCAGAAGCCAUUUCAGUCAUCUUUCUCUAUCGAGUCGCUUCUUGGAGGCGAGAAGACGUCAGAGGUAAGCAUGCCUUCCUUAACCAGCACUGCCUCCUACAUCAAAAAAACAGACUCCUCUGUUGAAGCUAAACUUAAAGGGCUCGUGGAACGGAGGCGAAACAACAGCUCAAAAGUAUCGGACAGCUUCGAUAAUCGAGAAAAAUCAACAGCGAUGACAGAGGUGCGGAAAGCAGAACUUUUCGGUAAGUCGUGCACGGCUCUGAAUGUUUUUUGAGUUUUCCUACAACAUAAAUUCGCUUUUUAACAGAAAAGUUUAGUAAACAAGAGAGAUUCUGACACACUUUUAUGAAUUCACAUCGAGAAACCUUUGUUGGUGAGUCGUGCAGGGCUCUUAAUUUUUUGGAGUUUUCCUACAGCAUAUAUACGCUUUUUAAUAGAAAAAUCACGUAAACAUAAAAGAUUUUGACGCACUUUUUAGAAUUGACAUCGAGAAGCCUAUGUUGGUAAGUCGUGCAGGGCUCUUGAUUUUUUUUAGUUUUCCCACAACGUAAAUACACUUUUAAUAGAAAAACUACGUUAAAAAGAAAGAUUCAUACACAAUUUCAGUAAUUCGAAUCGAGAAACCUUUGAUUGAUUUGUGAAAGUAACUCUCAAACCUGUUUUCCACAAACAAAAAUUGAAAAUUUUUAAAGAGCAAACAUUUUUUCGUAAUGAUCAUAACAUUGGCUUCUCAUCCGCCGACAUGUUCUCGAGGAAUCACAUCUCUGAUACCAAUUGGUAGAACUUCAAUUCUAUCUUGAAUGGAACACAUGUAGUCAGGUUUAAGAAGGUGUGCCGAUAUGCAAAACAAAAGUUGACUCUGUUUUUGUAAAGUUGGUGCGUUCCAUUUCAUACCAUGGGCGUUGGUUAGCUUCUUGAACCAAGCGUUAUGAUCUUUCUGGUUAACUCAGUAAUCAAGUGUGAUGAAAGAAUCGGUAUGGAUGGCCGUAACUUGGCCAUAAGAUAAGGUAAUUUAGUGUUAUCAACUGAGAUGAUAACGUAAAUUGGCCACCGUAAAGAGUUUAAAGGCUGACAUUUCGAGCGUGAUAAGUGAUCACCGCAGGCCGUAAGUGCUAAGAGCACAGCCAUCGUUGAAUGUAUGGCCGGUUUAACAGGUGUUGAAAAACCGUAGGUGACGUUUUCAGCUUUCAAGUAUGAAUAAAAGCAAGAGGAAGACUUUAAAGCCUCAAGAAAAUUGAGAUCAAUAGAAAACAGUUAUUAGAAAAAAGUUCGUGUUUUAUUCAAUUGUAAUUCUCUGAGGAGUGUUAAGCCUGCACUUAUACAAAAAUGCAUGUGUACAACUCUUUAGCACCAUUAAAAAAAAAACUUAACAUCAAGAGCAACUACGUAAAUUAAGAAAUAAAAUAUAUCAGGAUUCAUCGAUAGAAGAUACGGUUAAAAACUGAAAGGCUUUCGGAAGAAAAAAGCAAACUCGAUGUUGAUGAAGCAAUAACUCCAAACACAAAAUAAGAUAACAAAUAGGAUUAAAACCUGUUAAGAAAGGAAUAAAAAUGCAGAGACAUCGAGGAACAACUGAACUAGAACGAAAAAAAAAUUUUUGUUUGUGCUCUUAAAAUUGCUGAUAAUUCUCUCGUGGUUAAAUUGUUAAUAACACUGAUUGUAUUGUUUUUUUUUUUUCACUUGAAAAAUAUUUGCAUUUUAAUUGGUUUCCCUCGUCUAUUGGCGUUUAAAAAGUUCGAGAUAAUUCUAUUCUGCACACUUUAGGAAAGUAGUUGCAUCCAAAAAAGAGAAGUGUAUUUAGUUACCAUGUAAGAAAGAAAAUGAGAGGGCAUACAAUGAAAGAUACGUUAGAAGUGAAGUAAUGUCUGCUUAAAACAUUGAAACGUUCAUAAAAUGAAUCUUUUUGUCAUAAAUGAUACAUAGGAAGUUUUUUUAAAAAAAUGAAAAACCAGGUAGAGCGUUUUUUCUAGCUUUUAUCUCUCUUCCUUUUUCUUUUUCCGUUGAUAUCGCCUGCAUCUUACUUCUCGAGACUUUUUUUCUUUGUUUAUUUUAAGUUUUGAAGGGAACGCUUUGGCCUCUGGAAAUUUCGAGGAUCUAAUUAAAAAAACAGCAAAACAUUCCAUAAGUUCCGUGUAUCUACCAUGACGACAACGUUGCUUUGAUGAAUUACGAAUUGUAAACACAGCGGUCAAACAUGUGGCAUGCGCUAGAGGAUCAAUCUUGGUCAGCAGCGCAACAUUUUCCUGCGCAAAAUUUUAAAAGAAAUCAUAAGAAACCAACCACUGUCACGAAAAAUAUGCGAAAGAAAAAAAAUACAUUCAUGUAAAUCUCUAAAGGGAAGCAAAGUACGAGAAGAGAAAACUUGAGACUUUAUGAGCACAUAGAUUAUUUGAUUACAAGAAACCUGCUGAUUUCCCAUUUUAUUUUGAGGUUUAUCAAAAAAGUUGUAAGGUUUUCAAACACUCCGACGUCAGUUCUCGCUCCUAUAGUUGUUUAUGGGACAACUUGGUUUUAACACCCUAAAAUACGUCACAUAGCCUCUACAAUAUUCGCUCAUAUGCACAUGCGGGGAUAUUUGACCUCUAUGUCGACUAACCGGGUUUAUUUUCUCGGCAACUGACUAAUUUGCUCCUCUAAUUAAUAUAAUGCUUUAAAAAUUUCAGUUCCAUAAUGGCUGACUGGAGAACUUUUGUGUCGAAAGUGUUGAAAGUAACUGAGUUAUUGUCCAGAAAACUCGCGCCACUUUCUCAUCCAAUCAGAUGCAAAUGAGAAUCACGACCUGGCAGUUCACGUUUUCCAGCUCUUUAGGCAGUUUGGUCGUUGUUAUUUUGUGUUCUCAUUGGCUCUUAAUCGAAUCUUAAAAGUAUUUUUCUUUCAUCUGGUUAGCCUUCGUGAUUGCUUUGGCGAGUUGGCUCUACGACAUUCGAUCGAAAAGUGAUUAGGUGUUUUUAGUAAGUGUUAAUGCAAAACCAGUACAAUUCUAAAAUCACUUUUGAUAUUUGAUUAUAUCGUUUACUUUCUGGACUUGUUUCUAUAGCUGGUGAACCAGCAAGUACCACACAAGAAAAGAAAAAGGGUUUAGUGAGCACUCACUUCAAAAGAAAGCGACCCCGUACGAUGUUUACCUUAUAUCAACUCGAGAGGAUGGAGGGAGAAUUCCUGCGCCGUCAGUACAUCACGGGUAAUCAGCGGUUGCAACUGGCCAGUGAGCUUCAGUUGAGUGAGACGCAGGUCCGAGUUUGGUUCCAGAACAGACGGAUUAAAUGGCGCAAAGAUGUGAUGAAGAGGCAGUUUGAUAGCUACUAG
Messenger RNA from Pocillopora meandrina, 3443 nucleotides. NCBI's taxonomy places the organism in Eukaryota, Metazoa, Cnidaria, Anthozoa, Scleractinia, Pocilloporidae. The record is from the annotation of a GenBank genome assembly.